This is a messenger RNA of Racocetra persica, 1967 nucleotides long. The record is from the annotation of a GenBank genome assembly. Lineage: Eukaryota; Fungi; Glomeromycota; Glomeromycetes; Diversisporales; Gigasporaceae.
AGGCACUACUAAGCUUGGCAACCUUGGAAAUCAUUAUUCCAAGUGGAAUUCCAAAUUUUACUGAAGAAAAUAUCGAUACUUUAUUAAACAAAAAGUCUAGGGCUAUAGCGUUUUAUGAUGAACUUCUUCGUUUUUAUCUAUCGAUCUAUCUUUCCCAUGAUUCCGGUAUAUCGGAUCUAUUUUCUGCAAAAGCGUUUUUCCAACAAUUAGAGUUAAAUGUUGAGGCUUCUAUGGUUGAUGCGAGCAAUUUAUCUGUACCUUCUCCUUCUACUCAAUCUAUAUAUCGUCAUCCUCCGGGAAAAUCGCGUUCAAGUUCUGCGACUACUUCUCCUUCAAUACCUGGAACUCCUAUUUGCUCUUCCGUCUACAAAAGUUUAAGUAAACCAUCUGAAGGAACUAUCAUUUAUUCAAACACUUAUAAUAUGAGUUUGGAUGAUCGAGGUAUGGUAGUUACGAAGCGUAAAGGUUGUUGGAUUUGUGUUAUUCCAUUAACUGCUCCUAUAGUCUUUGCUCAAACACGCGCUCACAGUCCGGCAUUAUCAUUAAGUGUAACACCAUCAUUGUUACCUUUGAUCGACGAAGUUUCAAAACAAGUAAUAAUAUCUCCUCGAUCUGAAUUGUAUGCUGCGCAUCAUUUCGGCAAGAUGAAUUUAUUAGCUGGCCUAAAUGAUGAUCCUGCAUUUGAAGAUUCUCCUGCAUUAUGUAGAAUACAAUAUGCUAAUUUACCGGGAAUAUGUAAUGAACCAAAACGAAGUAUAUAUCCGGCUGUGCAACCCGUGAAACGUAAUUGUCGAAAAAUGUUGAAUGUUAAAACCGCGUUAAAUGUACAAUUAAGAACCACUAAUGUAUCUUCAUCGGAAAAUACCAUAUUGGUUUCUGUUGUAUUGGCAAAUAAUAAUGUCGAAAAUACUGGUUCAUUUAUUGUGGACUCGAUAAAAAUGAAUAUUCCUCAUGGCUUCGUAACGAAGUACGAAUGGAUGCAUAAAAAUGAGGCUGUGGAUGAAUUCCCAAUGACAUUACAUCCAGUUGAUCAGGCCACAUUUCUUUAUUAUGUCACAAUACUCGAAAAACCUCCUUUACCUAAAACGGACCCACCGCAGCACUGUCCUACUCCAAGUCCAAAUUCUUGCGUAUCAUCACGUCGAAAUUCCGUUGCUUCCAUUUUUUCAAAUACCUCAUUCGAUCCACCACCCUCUCCUGAAGAAGAUCAACAACGUCCCCUUUCAGUAAUAAUAAAAGGCUCUCCCAUAUUCGAGGGUGAGAAAUUGCCAUGUAUAGAAUCUGAAUGGAACUGCUUACUAGAUUUAUCUAGUUUACUAAACCAUGAUGACUCAAUGUCUCCUAAUAAAUUAAAUCGAUCAAAUCAACGAACAUUAUCAUUAACUUCUAAAUUUAGAAAUAAUGAUUCUUUAUAUAGUAUUAAUGGUAUACUCUCCGGUGGAAGAACUCCAAUGAUACUGAACCCUACGGGUUCAAAUAUUGAAAAUAGUGUCGUUAUGUCUUUUUUUGGUUCUAAAUACAAACAUAGUGGUUGGUCAGGUGUUUACGAUACAAGUUCAUGUUGUAAACAAGUCUUCCCAUGUUCAAAACUUGGCGAUAAUGGUCAUACUGACAUUAUAAUACAUGGUAAUCCGCCAAGCCAGAUUGAGCCUUUUAUGGAAGAAACAGAAUUCCUAAAAAAAUACUUUGAUGUUGAAACACCUGAUGCAGACAUAGUUUGUCUAGAAAAUAAUGUUCGAGUAGGUCCUUUAAAUCCUUCGUCCUCUGAAUAUGUAACAUUACAUUUUAUAGCAGUAAAAGAAUCUCUGCAUGUAGUAGAACUGAUACAAGUGGUAAAUACUGAUACAGGAUUCAUGACUAAUCUAAGAAACGUUUUGGAAAUAUUAGUUUCAAAAGACUUACCACCUAAAAACGAUAAUAAAUUUUCCGAUUUGAUAAUGAAGAAACAAGUAAUAAUUGCUGAGUAG